CGGGAACACCAGGCUUAGUUUUCUUUAUAUGGCAAAGGUUCACGUUCAAAGCUGAGAACCUGUUUGUUGAGCAAAUAUGUUGGUUCUACAGGUCCUUAGGCAGACAACAGCWGACGUUAGAUGUUUAUUUUUCUCCUCUUUUGAAUACCAUUUGCUUUACAUUUGCUACAGACAAAACAGGUCUGUAGCCUGUUUUGGAGGUUUUCUUGACACUGUGCGUGUUUAUAUUUGUGGAUCAGGUCUGAAUACUUCAGAAUGAAAACCACGUACUGCUUCAGUCAGAAGUCCAAGAAUAUUAAGAAGGGUUUGCUUUGCAUUCUGAUUGUGUUCAUCCUGGUUUACUUCACAGCUGGRAGGUUUUCCACCAAACUAUUGCCAAUGGACAAGUGUUCUUUGGAAAGUGCCAAUAUGUUGAUCCUGGAUAACAUUGCUGAUGUCACCCUUAAUCUCCAAUCUCGGCAAGAUGUGCUGACGUGCACAACCUGGAGAGCUCCCAUCAUUUGGGAGGGGAUGUUUGCUCCUCGUCAUUACGACCAGAUGCACAGAAUGAAAGGAUCCACUGUAGCUUUGACUGUGUUCGCAGUGGGAAAGUAUUUGGAAGUCUACCUCGAGCCCUUUCUGAAGUCAUCAGAGCAUCACUUCAUGUUGGGUCUUCCUGUGUCCUACUAUGUAUUCACAGACACUCCUGAGAAAGUACCAAACGUCGAGCUCGGCCCACAACGAACCCUGAAAGUAAUCAAAGUGGAGAAACACAGCAGGUGGCAGGACAUCUCUAUGAUGCGAAUGAAGAUGAUCUCAGAGACCAUAGAGUCAGAUAUCCGCCACCAUUCCUCGUAUGUUUUCUGUUUUGAUGUUGAUCAGAUGUUUAGUGGGAGAUUUGGCCCAGAGGCUCUAGGAGAUUCUGUUGCUCAGAUGCAUGCAGGCUACUAUCGCUCUCCAAAAGACGAGCAUACCUACGAUCGCAACCCCAAGUCCAAGGCGUACAUGGAAACUGGAGAUUUUUACUAUCAUGCUGCUGUCUUUGGAGGCACCUGGAAGAGUGUAAAAGCCUUGACGGACRCCUGCUACCAAAACAUCAUGGAGGACAAACAAAAUAAUGUGGAGGCUCUGUGGCACGAUGAGAGUCAUCUAAACAAAUAUUUUUKGCUUCACAAACCAAGCAGGAUUCUUUCUCCAGAGUACUGCUGGGACAUAAAACUCGGAUACAGAAGUGAGAUACAGGUUUACAGACUGAUUUGGGCCAAGAAAUACUACAGUAAACUACGAACAUCCUAGAAGCUCACAAUUAGAGGAAAUUCCAAAUUAUUUAAUUUUUCUAAAUGACUUCUUAAUGAACAGAAAGUUUACAUUAAUCUGUGUCACUUGAUUUACAGAUCUUCUCUCUAAAUUKUUAUGAAGAAAUAUACCAGGUGGCUAAGUGUUAAAGAUUUUGUGUAAAUUAUAUUUAGAAUUGAAAUAAUUUCACUCAAUUUUACUGGAAUUUCCAAAUGAUACAGCUAUGCAAACAGUAUUACUUAAAGAAGGAACAUUUCAUAAGAAUAAAUCCUGUUUUUUGUUUGUUUUCUUUGAGUUGAUGGUAUGGGCUGUUUUAAUGGAGUUCCAUGGCAUAGUCAGUAUCUUACUUGCAAUAGACUGUAAUCUGAGUAAUCUUUUUUCUGGAAAAUGUGAAAUAAUUUCCCAUGCCAACCAAGCUAACAGCUGGCACUUUUGCUUCCAAAUAAAGAUAAUUCUGACUGCCAUCUACUGGCUGCUAAUAACUGCUCCAUGGUGCACCCACUUAAAGCAGUAGUUGUGCCUUUUAAAAUCUGCAGAGAUGCACUGAAGUGUUGAGUCACAUGCAUUGGAUGAAACACAGCUGCCAGACUAAAUGUAAACAGUCACGCCACCCUUUGUUAUCAUGUUUUUAUGWGCCGUGAGUUUUCAUUUGUCUGUAUUUUUUCGUCUGUGUGUCAUCAAUCAUAUCUCCUGAGUCAGCAUCUGUUUACCAACUCUCACCUGUUCCCAGAUGUCAUUUUGCCCAGGUGUGUCCACUCUGUUCAUCAGCCCCCUUCCAGCUAUCCUGAAGCACAUUCUGACAUUUGGUCUUCUUUGGCACCAUUUUGUGGUCAGUAAGAAGCUCAAAACUACAACCACUUCCUUUCCUAUUUGACCAGUUGAGUUGAGAGCUGUUUUAGUUUCAUGUCACAUUUCUGUCUGAUAUCUGCUGGUGUUGAUUUGAACGAUGUAUUUAUUGUUCAAGUCGAUAUUAAAGUUCUAGUUUUCUUGUCAAA
Austrofundulus limnaeus is the source of this 2270-nucleotide messenger RNA. RefSeq names its product N-acetyllactosaminide alpha-1,3-galactosyltransferase. Gene Ontology annotation, biological process: carbohydrate metabolic process. Lineage: Eukaryota; Metazoa; Chordata; Actinopteri; Cyprinodontiformes; Rivulidae. Gene Ontology annotation, cellular component: membrane; Golgi apparatus; vesicle. The transcript has 4 exons. The coding region runs from base 256 to 1275 and encodes 339 amino acids. Gene Ontology annotation, molecular function: hexosyltransferase activity. The record is from RefSeq and is a predicted model, not a curated record.